AUGUCUGGACGUGGUAAAGGAGGAAAAGGACUUGGAAAAGGAGGCGCAAAACGUCAUCGCAAAAUUCUUCGAGAUAACAUUCAAGGUAUCACUAAACCUGCUAUCAGACGUCUCGCACGCAGAGGUGGAGUAAAACGUAUUUCUGGUCUUAUCUAUGAAGAAACACGUGGAGUCCUCAAAGUUUUCCUUGAAAAUGUAAUUCGAGAUGCUGUAACCUACACAGAACAUGCUAAGCGUAAGACUGUAACGUCUCUAGAUUCUAUGCACUCAAGCGACAAGGACGUACUCUUUACGGUUUUGGAGUCUUCAACUUGUGAAGUGGAUCCGAAAGUAUUAGAAAAACUUCGAAAAUUUAGGUUUUCAAAAAAUUCGAAAGGAAGUGCCGCUUUUGUUUUGAAAAUCGAUAGAGAAAAUUUAUUAGUGAUUGAAGACGAACUAUAUGACAAUAUAACCUUGGAAGAACUUGUUGAAGAAUUGCCCGAAAACUCUCCAAGGUACAUUGUACUAAGUUACGAAUUAUUACAUAACGAUGGACGUAAAUCGUAUCCUUUAGUUUUGAUUUAUUAUUCUCCAGCAGCUACAAAACCCGAGAUACACAUGCUGUAUGCAACAGCAAAAACCUACUUUCAACAAAAGGCAGAAUUAAAUAAGGUAUUUGAUAUUCGAGAAAUUGAAACGUUAACGGACGAGUGGUUACAAGUGAGUUGA
Molecule: messenger RNA, 708 nt
Organism: Funneliformis caledonium
Lineage: Eukaryota; Fungi; Glomeromycota; Glomeromycetes; Glomerales; Glomeraceae
Source: the annotation of a GenBank genome assembly